AUGCCCCCGGCCAAUUCACCCAAUGAUGCCCCCUCCCGAUCGCCCUUGGCUGCGAUACCCUCUCUUCCAUCUAUCCCCACCGCUGUGUCGGAUGAUGCCCAUAAUGAUAACGUGAAUUUCUUGCGAUCCCGCGUACGCUCUCCGCCUGACCCUUCGUCCUCCUUGCUCAGUCGCCAGCGACGCCGCCGACAACAUAUUCUAUCACAGUUGAAUAUCGAUCCGAUGGGCCUUAAUGAGAACAUGGCGGUAGAAAUCAACCGUCGAAUGCCGAUCCUGCGUCGCCAGUUCCCCGAUCCUGACGAUGAGAGUUACGGCACUAUCAACAACAGCAAUCUACCCAACUACGAAGGCCGAGUUUCGAAUCCCCGUGGGCUGUACGGCUGGGCUCCCGCUUCCGACGACGAAGGCGACGAUAUCCCUUAUCCCCCAAUACACAAUAAUGCGCUAUCAUCAUGGCUUGGCCGACUUUCUGAACGCAGUAACUCCAGACGUUCUGCGCGCCGCGAUGGUGCGCCCAGGAACCCCCAGGCGAAUUCCAACGACGUGGCUGAGGGUAAUCAUCGAUCGAACGAUACCUCCGGAUCAACCACGGAAUCUUUACUACAGUCAAUACAACGUCAACCAAGGUUUUCCCGGACGAGGACUCUACAUGAUUACCUUCUGGAUCGUGCAGAAGAACCUCGCGAACGAGCUGGCGUCGAAUCCUCGCCUCGGGCUUAUAGGUUCCUUCCCAGCGGUCGCACCGAACCGCAUCGAGUCUUAACACAUAAUGACCUUCGCGCGCGGGUCAGCGCUCACCGACAAAUGCACUUGGAUAAUCCUCCUAGCCCUCGACUGAAAGAGACGAUACGCUAUCUCGAUAGAUUACGCUACUCUAGUUCAUUCGAGGAAAGCUUGUCAUCUGCAGCUGCCGGGGGGUUCGUUCAAUUAGAUCUUCUUUCGUGGGACGAAGACGACUUCAUCCUCGACACUUCUUCAAUAUGUCCGCCGCCAGUAUGCUCAUGGCUUCGCCCAGGUAUGACAUUUUCAGGGUUCCAAAGAGCUGCCAGCAGUACUGGCCUUGUCCUUCCUCAGCAAGGUCCCAGCUCGUCCUCCAAUGAUCCAAUGAUCGUUAAUGGCAGUGAUCCAAACCGCGUCAGCGUACAAACAUCAAGUGGAAGACGAUAUUUUGCCGGCCAAGUCUACAACUUGGGCAGCGGCAAGGACGAGAACUGGCCGGUCAAAGUGACCAUUCACGAUAUCAACGUCCACGAAAUGACGCUGUCAGGGACCAUGGAGGCGUACAAUAUCCCCGAUAAGGCCUCGCCGUCUCAUGAUGCGCAUAUUGUGACGUUCCUGGAGGGUGAAAUCAUCGACUUCAAUUCACAUACACUGGAGACGAAGAAUUUCAAAGCAGACGCCGAGAUUGACUGCACCUACUGGCGGAAACUGCUGCCAUUCAAAAACUUAACGGAUGAAGAAAUUAUACGGAAUCUCGUGAGCCGUAAAUGGAUCACAGAGCAGCUGUCCAAGGGGUGGAUCCUGAUGAGAUGGAAGGAACGAUGUUUCAUAACUCCUACAGAUGCGCGCCAGGGACUCACGAUAUCAGGAUUCUAUUACAUUUCCUUGCACCGCGAGAGCGGCAACAUCGAAGGGUUAUAUUAUGAUCCUGGUAGCUCACCAUACCAACAGCUUUCAUUGAAACCGGAAGCAACGAAAAUGACUCGACCCUCAUACAGCUUCCGUUGA
This is a messenger RNA of Aspergillus puulaauensis, 1728 nucleotides long. Its product is annotated as GID4/VID24 family protein. The coding region runs from base 1 to 1728 and encodes 575 amino acids. Gene Ontology annotation, biological process: protein catabolic process in the vacuole; proteasome-mediated ubiquitin-dependent protein catabolic process; protein targeting to vacuole. Gene Ontology annotation, cellular component: extrinsic component of membrane; GID complex. NCBI's taxonomy places the organism in Eukaryota, Fungi, Ascomycota, Eurotiomycetes, Eurotiales, Aspergillaceae. The record is from RefSeq and is a predicted model, not a curated record. The transcript has 3 exons.